Molecule: messenger RNA, 1520 nt
Organism: Nematostella vectensis (starlet sea anemone)
Lineage: Eukaryota; Metazoa; Cnidaria; Anthozoa; Actiniaria; Edwardsiidae
Product: homeobox protein koza
Exons: 2
Coding region: 40-753 (237 amino acids)
Biological process (GO): regulation of transcription by RNA polymerase II; cell differentiation
Cellular component (GO): nucleus
Molecular function (GO): DNA-binding transcription factor activity, RNA polymerase II-specific; RNA polymerase II cis-regulatory region sequence-specific DNA binding
Source: RefSeq, a predicted model, not a curated record
GUAAUCGAGUAAAUCCUUACUCAUCAUUCUGUCGCAGUCAUGAACGAACAAACACCUGCAUCAGAGCUACCUUUCUCAAUCAGGAAUAUCUUACGCGACGACUUUUCUUCUAGACGAAGCUCGAGAUACGUUCAACAAAUCACGCCCCUUGCUGCUGUGGGCAGCUCGUGGUUCGCUUGCAGGCCGUAUUACUACCCCAGCUAUCGGCCUUACUAUGUGCCCGUGAUCGUCACGGCCUUUCUGAAUACGAGCACCGGAACGGAGGGUAACACAACACGUGAAACAGGGGGGACACUCCAGCAAGAGGCUGUUGGUUGCGAUGAUGUUAGUGAGAGUGAAUCCGUGUGUUCAGAGGAAAGCGUAUGUUCAAACGAUAAAAAGGAGGAAUCUAAUAAAGAAGACUUCUCAAGAGAAAACACAUCUCCACAGAGGAACAAUAACAAAGAGGAUAUCGUAGAUAAAAUUGGUAACAGGACAAAACUUAAAAACCGGGCAAAUCCCCGAACGCGAACACAUUUCACGGAAAGACAACUAAAGUAUUUAGAGACUUAUUAUUCGAAUGGCCGGUAUCUGAGUAGAGAUGAGAGAACCGUGCUCGCGCAGGCGCUGGAAAUGACGGAACUGCAAGUAAGGAAUUGGUUUCAGAACCGCCGUUACCAAAGAAAGCAAAAACAAGAACGCGAGAAAGCGGCAGAUGGUGUCGCGUUAGAGAACGAUUCAACGAAAGCAGCUAAGAAGAUUGAAACGACAUGACAAAGACUUAAUACACACACAUAGGGCUUAAUAAUUAUAAGGCCGAAUUGCACGCACCUGGCCGUCAACGUUUAAUUUGUGUCGUCGGCCCGAAUUUAAAGUGUUGGUGUUAGCCUGCGUAGCAAGCGUUUCUGUGGAGUUUCAGCAUAUUCCUCGCUCGCUCAAAAAUUCCUGCUGAAACUCCACAGAAACGCUUGCUACCCAGGCUAUGUUGGUGUAGGCCCUAUUUUUUCUAUUCGUAGACCCAAAAAUCGGUUUAAAAAAAUCGCCGCGUGUAUCCGCCUUAAGAAAACAAUAUUAUAGCAACUAAAAAGCAAAUCCUCCGCAAGAAGCUAAUAAGGAUUUAAUGUUUAAAGUGGCACUUACUAGUAUCAAGGGAGGAGAUAUAAUAUUUAUUUAAAUUAUAAAAAAUAAAUUGUAUUGAACUAUCUUAGGGAGGAAGCCUGGGGAUAGAGGCGGAAAAAAUUAUUGGAAAAAAAGCGUUUUCUCUCUUCUCUCCUCUUUUCUCUACUGCCCUGUAUUUCAUUAGCAUAUAGCAAGUGAUUUCAAUGUUUCUCAGUUUGGCCAUGGUUUGACCAACAAAUAAUUUGACCGCGCGAUAGCACGUCUGGCAGGUAGUUAGAAGACUUGCAUGUGAGACCUAUGUACCACCCCUCCCUGAUCUCCCCUCUUCUGCUAUUUAUGCCUAUUCACCUGCAAUAAGAUCAAAACGGAACAUCUGUAAAAUGCUUGAAAAGAUACUGAAAAAUAAAAAAUCGAUAACUUUG